AUGCAGCCUGUUGAUACUUUCGGCUUUUUGAAGUCCCAAAUCCAGAUACCCAGUGAAUCCGCCGGUCGAGUUGGGACUCCAUCACUGCCUCCUGGACUUCCCUUGCCCCAGUCACACCCAGCUUCUGCUGUCUUCCAGGACCAAUUGAGCCUGUCGAAGCCGACCUCUCCGGCCCCGAGCAUUCCUCCUGGUCUAAGCGUCAAUGUUUCUCGCGUUGGGUCACCAUCCCAAAAGAACUUGUCAAAUGACCCCCUGAGCAUGACUCCAGAGCCAUCUCGUCCACCUGUCACAUCAGCGCGGGAGAAAAGCGCAUCGCAAAUCUCUUUGGGCUCCCCAGUCGCCAAAGCUGCUAGCAAGGCUCGAGCGCAUACGAAGCUAGACUUAUCGACUUUGGAGGAGAAGAAACCGCAACCUAAAGACGACAAGAUCCAUCCCGUGGGCACAAAACCAGAGCAAGUCACCUUGAGCAUGCAUCUGGCCUCCCAGGAACACACAUCGACGAAAUCAGACCAUAGCACGCCCAUUGCUUCGGGAGCAACGCCAGGCCUGGGUAAUGUCAGCUCACGCCCUCAUACGCCGUCGACCACCAAUCCCCGUGUCCCAGAACCUUCUGCUUUGCGGCAGCCACGGAUCUUGCGUGUUGUUGACACUCCCAAGACCGAGGUCGCUUUGUCACCCGCGAACGCACCCUCGCCGAAUGGGGUCGCCACCAAGCCGGUCAAGACGCAAUCCCGAAGACAGAGUCUAUCUUCUAGUAGCAGACCUGAAACACCUGGGGACUUUGGCUCGGAAGCUGAUACAUUCCCAUCGGCUUCUGCAUCCCGUGCAAGCUCUCCGCACGCUACUUCGCGUAUUGGCUCUGCCCCAGUGCGCUCCAUCACAAAGAGCCAGCUCAAAAAGGAAAGACGACAGAAAGCGAAGGAGGCGGAGGCGAAACAAGCGGAGGCUACAGCUCCAGAGGAACCCGUUCAAGCUCCAAUCGUUGGGCGUAAGCGAAAGACAAAGAAGGCACCGACUACUACGCCCUCCUCUGUGGACGCUGCCGUGUCAACUGCGUCUGAGUCUGCGGAGCUCGCCAAAUCGAUGUCUCCUCCCCCCAAAAAGGUAGAACCAAAACCCGAACCAGUCAAAAAAGCCCGGGACAAGGAGCAACCUCAGCCGGCACCCAAGUUGGCGACUAAGCCGGCUCCUGCGUUGGAGCAUCCCCCUCCCCCCUCUCCCCCUACACCUCCGCAAGCCCCUGAAGAACCAUGGCGCUCCCACAACACUGUAGAGCAAUUGGUCAAGGAUGCGGAAGAAUCCGGCCGCCCUGUCAAGGACCUUUUUAUUGAAAGAACCAAGCCGCUGCAUGAGUUACUUGUCGAACUGCACAAAUCCGGCGAUCUAGAUUUACACAAAAGCUCGCUUUUCAACCCUGCGAAUAUCACACAACGCACUGACAUGAAGGGCAUUGGCUCAGACUAUUAUAUGCUGAACCAGCCCCUGGAGCUACUUGAGUCACAUCGACAGUCCUUGAUGCGUGGGCAACCGGUGCGAAUCGACGCAGAGCACCUCUUUGACCGCUGUCUGAUCACGCCUCGUGGAUGUGUCCUACAUCACCUUUCUGUUGAAGAGGAGGAUCGAUACCUGGAAUUGGAGAAGAAACGGGGUGCUCAUGUGGAUCCCUUUGUUGUUGGUGAUGACUCGAGCAAUAUCAACGGUGGACUGGACGCUCUCUACGCCACUCCCGAAAAGUACAACAUUUGCUGGGUGGAUGAUGAGUCUGCUCACACGGAUGCAGCCUCGCACCAUCAGGUUGUGAAUGGAAGCGAUUCGGUCAUCCCACCGAAUGUCCUGUCUGCAAUGGAAGCGGAUAACACGCGCAGUCACGAUUGGGCUGUUGCCCAUUCGGCCGAGCUCCUCCAGACUACGACCGCUGCUGUCCGCUCUUUCGCUGCUGCGACUGCGAAACAAAUGCUGGGCUCAACCGGUGACCUUGGAAGCAACGCCACCAUCGAUGAGGUCGCUGCGAUGACCAAUGACGAGCUCAAAGAGCUUGCCGGCCUGUCGCAGAAGGACUUGGAAACCACGCGAAAAGAGCUGGAUUCUUUGGAUAAGAAAUUUGCUGCUCUUCUUCGCCGGAACAAGAAGAUUCAGCAGGCCGCCUUGUCCUUGGUCGAGAGCACUUGA
Messenger RNA from Penicillium oxalicum, 2169 nucleotides. RefSeq lists its product as uncharacterized. NCBI's taxonomy places the organism in Eukaryota, Fungi, Ascomycota, Eurotiomycetes, Eurotiales, Aspergillaceae. The coding region runs from base 1 to 2169 and encodes 722 amino acids. The record is from RefSeq and is a predicted model, not a curated record. The transcript has a single exon.